Messenger RNA from Alexandromys fortis (reed vole), 1519 nucleotides. RefSeq names its product mas-related G-protein coupled receptor member B2-like. Gene Ontology annotation, biological process: G protein-coupled receptor signaling pathway. The coding region runs from base 179 to 1177 and encodes 332 amino acids. Gene Ontology annotation, molecular function: G protein-coupled receptor activity. The transcript is spliced from 2 exons. The record is from RefSeq and is a predicted model, not a curated record. Lineage: Eukaryota; Metazoa; Chordata; Mammalia; Rodentia; Cricetidae. Gene Ontology annotation, cellular component: membrane.
CAGGACACUUCAGAUGCAAGAUCCAAGUACAGGAAACCACAGUUCUCUCUGCUCUAUUUAUCAGCCUUCCUCAAGCACCAAUUUCAUUGCGAUCUCCAGGCUACAGAAGUCUUUCAUGGAGCUGGCUGACUAAGUGGAUACUGCACCACAGACCAGCUUGCCACCUCCCAUAUGAAAAAUGGAAAAUAGGAGCAUUAGCGGAGAUUUCCUAAGCAAGGAUUCCAACAUCUCAACCUGGGAGACUACCAUCACAGCACUAAAUGGAAGCACCUACAAUGUUUCUUCACAUUGUGAAAUCAUAGUCCAAUCUAUAUUUUAUCUUUUCAUCAUCUUUGCCCUGGUUGGGAUAGCAGGAAAUGCCAUAGUGAUGUGGAUUCUGGGCUUCCAAUUGUGCAGGAAUGCCUUCUCUGUGUACAUUCUUAACCUGGCUAUGGCUGACUUUCUGUUCCUGAGUUUUUUUUUCAUUUCCACCUUCCCCUUCAUUUCCAUCUAUGUCUACUCAUUUCUUUUUGUUGUGAAAAAACUUGCUUAUGUUUCUGGCCUCAGCAUUCUUAGUGCCAUUAGUGUUGAGCGCUGCCUGUCUGUUUUGUGGCCCAUCUGGUAUCGCUGCCAACGCCCAAGGUACACAUCAGCUGUCACAUGUGCCUUGCUUUGGGCUCUGUCCCUGCUCUUGAGUCUCCUGCAUGGGGCAGCGUGUGGCUUUCUGUUUAAUAAUCUUGACUCUUUUCAGUGUCAGACAUUAAAUUACUUCACAGCUUCCUGGUUAAUUGUUUUAUUUGUGGUACUCUGUGUGUCCAGCCUCACCCUGCUGGUGAGGAUCUUCUGUGGCUCACAGCGGAUCCCUGUGACCAGGCUGUGUGUGAUCAUUGUACUCACAGUGCUGUUCUCCCUGAUCUUUGGUUUCCCCUUGGGCAUCUACUAUCACCUAGUCAAAUGGUUUGGAGAUUUGGAUUAUGCUAAAAUUUGCAAUCUUGAUAAUAAUAUUGUGUCACUCCUAUCCUGUGUUAACAGCUGUGCCAACCCCAUCAUUUACUUCCUCAUUGGCUCCAUCAGGCACCGCAGGUUCCAGCCGAAGUCUCUGAAGCUGUUACUUCAGAGAGCCUUGCAGGACACUCCUGAGAAUGAAGGUGGAGAGAGGGCCUGUCCAAGAAAGACUGAGGAACGUGAACCACUGUAGUGCAGAGAUGCUCUGAUGAGACAGAAGCAGUUUUGAGAGAAAGAUUUUUUCUCAUAUGUGCGAAUUAUUUUCACAACCUUGUUCAGUUUGUCACCUGAAUUCAAUCAAUUUUUAAAAAGAACAACCUUUUGUGUGGAAGUAGAGUGACCGAAAACUUUAUGGAAGCGCUGACUGCAUCAUAUCUGAAGUUGUCUUACACAGGGGGUCAUCAAGUCCAUUUCAAGGGACUCCCUAUAUGUGCUCUGGGUACAUGGAUUGCUCCCACUGAUGAGAAAUCUUUCCUUCAUCAUAAGGCAUAAAAAAAUGCAGAAAUGGAUUACAUUUCUUAUGCACUGAAAUUUA